UACACCACAGUGCAGAUUUAAGUGGGUCAAAUUAAGAGACAGCGCCGCUGAUAACCGGUGACUUUAAUCUGCACUGCGAUGUGUUAUUAACCUUCCAAAGCCUUCAUCAAGAGGCCCCUCAUGACAGGUCAGGUGUUACUCACUGUGCAUUAGGCAGUAUAGCGGAAUUGGUCGCCAAAGGGCCACAGUCACAUGCUUUUCAUUCCUGCUUCACUUUUCUCUUGAAUGGGACAACGUCAGUGCGCCGGAGCGCACAGGCUCCGGGAUUUGGCCGCUGACGCGCAGGGCUGCAGGAGGAGGAGGAGGACGCAGCCGGAGCGGUGAUGGCUGAGUGACAUCUGAGGAAUGUUAUGUGUGUGUUUUAUUUAUUCGCGAACAACAGACAGCGAGUGCAUCGAGGAUAUAAUCAUCGGACUUUUCUUUGGUUUGUUUUUGUCGGAUGUGGAGGACUGUAUCCCCCUUUUUAUUUUUUUGGAUGGGACUUUAUGCUGGGAAGUUCUAAUGGAACCGACGGGACAUUUAUUUUGAAAUGUUAAAUGAAGCCACAGCUGGUGAGGGCUUGCUGAUGAUUUUAGUGGGCAGACAGAGAGAUUCCUAAUAUUACAGCAGUGUGGGACAGACAGAAGAGCUCACAGUCAUUACACAGAGGAAUUAAGUUACCACUGCCUCCUCAGCACUGCAGCUCAAAUGAUGUCAAAUCUAAUUAACAAAGUCAGGAGGCAAAUGUCCGACUCAGAGAGGGUUUGCCUCAUCUCGCCAUUCAUCAUUUAUCAGGAGAUGCAAUGAUGGUGAUUUGUUUGCCUGGCUGGAGCACAGGAGCCUCCUAGAUUUUGAACCCUGUGGAUAUAAUGUAGCACGGCUCUCCAGGAUGACUUAAAGGAACAACAACCCGACCCGCACAUGUUCAGGGAUGGAUCUCAUGAACUUCACGACUGUCAUUGACAAUGGGUUUUUGGAAGAGGCUCCUUCGAGCCGCGUCCUAACUGGCUGUUUCCUCUCUCUGCUCAUCCUCACCACCUUAUUGGGAAACAUGCUUGUCUGUGCCGCUGUCACCAAGUUUCGACAUCUGCGCUCCAAGGUGACCAACUUUUUUGUGAUCUCGUUGGCUGUGUCAGACCUCUUGGUUGCCAUCUUGGUGAUGCCGUGGAAGGCGGUAACGGAGAUCGCCGGGUUCUGGCCGUUCGGCUCCUUCUGUGACACCUGGGUGGCUUUUGACAUUAUGUGCUCCACGGCAUCCAUUUUGAACCUUUGUGUGAUAAGCUUGGACCGCUACUGGGCCAUCUCCAGCCCCUUUCGCUAUGAGAGGAAGAUGACACCCAAAGUGGCGUAUGUGAUGAUCAGUGUGGCCUGGACGCUGUCUGUCCUAAUAUCCUUUAUCCCAGUGCAGCUCAACUGGCACAAGGCCCAAACUAAACCUUACACCCCUCUCACUGGGUCCUCUGCCUCGUCAGGUUUGAACGCUUCAUCUUACCGUAGCCCGGAGAACUGUGACUCGAGCCUGAACAGGACCUACGCCAUCUCCACCUCUCUCAUAAGCUUUUAUAUCCCUGUGAUCAUCAUGGUGGCCACCUAUACCCAAAUCUACCGCAUCGCCCACAGACAAAUCAGGAGGAUCUCGGCCCUGGAGCGAGCGGCUGAAAAUGCCAAGAACAGGCACGACAGCAUGGGCGGAGGCUCAAGCAUCGCAGAGUCAGAGAGCUCUUUCAAAAUGACAUUCAAGAGGGAGACCAAGGUGCUGAAGACACUGUCGGUGAUCAUGGGGGUGUUUGUGUGCUGCUGGCUGCCAUUCUUCAUCCUCAACUGCAUGGUGCCCUUCUGCGAGCAGUCGAGCGGAGGGGAGGCCUUCCCCUGCAUCAGCCCCACCACGUUUGACGUGUUCGUGUGGUUCGGCUGGGCUAAUUCCUCCCUCAACCCCAUCAUCUAUGCCUUCAAUGCAGAUUUCCGCAAGGCCUUCUCCAUCCUGCUGGGCUGCCACAGACUGUAUCCAGGAGGCCACAACAUAGAGACAGUCAGUCUAAACAAGAAAUGACUCAUGACUCUCUCACAGCACUGACUCAUCCUUAAUGCUAAGAGUCCAAGCGUUCCUGUACAGGCCGGUCUGAUCGACUUCAAACGAGGACGCUGCUCUCUGUGCUGACUCUUUGUGUGACUGAAGGAUACGGUGACCCCAUAUGUACCCGUGUUUGCAUUACGCGAGUGGCCCGUGUGCAGACUGUCAGAGUGAGCUUGCCGUGCUCGCCGUGGUGGACUACACUGUCUUCAAAUGGAAGAAACUCCUGAAAGAGGAGAGGGGAUUUUGGGGGAUUGAGAUUAAGACUCUUCUCCGCUGUUGUGCCAGGGAGCUCGGAGCCCAUCGGUGCUGACACGCCCCUGGGAUAGAUAAUCCCAUGACUGGGCAGCACACUCUCUAAUGCUGUCAGACACUGCUCUCUUCAAUACCAUCACACACACGUACGCAAACACAAACACUGUCAAAACAUGCUACUCCAAAUACAGUGCAGCACCCAGUACGUACACCACAACGUUACUCAUUCGUUAACAUCCUGUGAACCUGCAAGGGUUCAGGCAGUAAAGGGUCAAACCAAAUCCUGUUUCUAAAUAGAACAUGUAGGUAAAAUACACCCACAUAUGACUUAAUAUAAGGGAUGCACCGACUGGAAGAUUCUGGGCUGAUACUGACGUUAAAAAUAACAAUUUGGCUGAUGGUUGAUGCCGAUAUGGAGGUUUUUUUGUUGUUGUUUAUUUGCCCUUUUGUGCCAGGGAAACAAAAAGAAGGCUACUAAGAUAAGCAUCUCUGCCUUGUUGCAGCUCAGUCUGUUUCUCUUCCUAUCCGAGAUGUGAGAUGCAGAGCUGAACAGACGCUCGCUGUCAGUGCUCGUGUACGGAGCACAUCAAUGUUUGCGUGCAAUUUGUGCCAGUGCUCGGAAAAUUUAGGUAAUUAUUUCUCCAAUAUCCGAAUUGGAAAUAACCAACAAAACAUUUAGCCAAAAUUGCAUAAAUGAUGCAACAAAAUCGAUAAACACUGACAUUGAUGAACAACAUCUUAUUUGCCGAUAGGCCGAUGUCAGUCAACAAGGCGAAUACCGGCCUAUACCGAUGUUCUGCCGAUAAAUCAUCCCUACUUAAUAUAAAUUAGCACAAAGGAAAAUAGAUCUGAUUUUACAUCUGACUUCAUCCCUUAAUGUUCAGAAAAGUUGUAAACUUAUGAAAAUGUGACCUAAAUUUCUUUUGUAAGCAAAGGUGAAAAAUGCAGCUGGUCAGACUUUAUGUCAUCUCUCGUUGCUGACACUGGUGCAGAAUUGUUAUUUAUAUCUCAUCCAAAUGUCAAGUCAUUAUAACUUCAAACCAAAUUUACUCAGCAAACACCUCAUAAAAUAUUUGUUUCAGUGCUUGACGGUGUUUUAUGGAUGAGUGUCACUUUGUGUGUCCUGUAUUUUUCAUAAACAACAGCUGAUGACCUCUUUAAAAGAAAAGGCACAUACCCUAAACAAAGUUUUUGCUUCACUUGUGGUGUAUUUGCCUAUUGUGCUUAUUUAGGGGCUGAUACAGAAUUGUAACUGACUGAAUAAUGUUUAGGUGGAUCUGUUUUAAUUAGCUCUUUAAAGCCAAUGAUUAAAAGAUAAUCUUGUACACAUUUGGGCCUUUUUUUCUGUUGGUUAUGAAAACAUUGUACUCACUUAAGUAAUUGCUGACCUCUUGGAACACUGACGUCAACAUGAUGAAAUACGACAAGGCAAGAAAUACAAGCAGCCAGGCAAUCAGACCAGUUGUAACACAGCCCACAAUUUAGUCAGAUUACUGAAGUCACUGCAUUUGGAGGAACAGGUGAAAUAUCAACCUGUAGCACAGGAAAACUGUGUGUUGUGCAUUUGCGCUUUCAAAAAGUUUAGUUAGAAAUUAUUUGAGCUAUUAUGCAGUUUGUUUUAAUUAAUUUGAAAACACAUCACAUUAUCAUAAACAAUGUUAAAGAAUAAGUGUUCCUUUAAUUUGAUGCCUCCGCUGACUCACUUGAGUGACAAGAUAACAUUACUGUAAUGCAGUUUCCCUUUAACCAAAUCAGGAACCAGCCUUUCCCUUAUUUAUUUUUUUAUAUAUCAAACAGGCUUCCUCACAUUACAGUGAGCUUGUUUCCUACAUUUUGUGUUAGGAAAAAGAGCAACAAUAGCUGAGAUUACAGAGGGCGACAGGGUAUGAACUGGACAGUGUAUUUUAUAAAUGAUCCCCGUUGUAGUACAGAGCGCUGCAUAUCCACUGUGACCUUUAAUUUCAAACACAUAAUUACAGAUCAGAUUUUUAAUAACUUGGACAGAAAUAAUCGGUAGUAGCAACUCAAAUAAGUACAAUCCGUCAAAGAGGAAAACUUUGAUGGGUGUUUACGAUGGACAGUUUAUGUAAUACAGUUUGCCAUCUUCCAUAUAUGGUCGCUAAGCUGAUGGUUUGUAUGAAACCUGUGAUCUGAUUAUCUGACUGCCUGUAUCUCUUGUCUUGUCAUAUGUCUUAUUAGCGAAGUCACUGUGUUCCCAAAUCUCAGCUGUUAAAGAAAUUGUUUGACAAUUUGGGAAGCACACCUAUUAGCUUUCUUGCUUGACUUAUUAUUUCUCUUUUGCACCUCUAGAAAAAAAUCACGUAAAGACAAACAAACAAACAAAAAACUUGUUGUUUUCAAACUUCGGAUCAACCAAAUAAGACAUGUUAUGCUAAUCUAAGCUCACAUCUCUUGGCAGUAGCUUCAUAUCUAAUGGACAAAUUGUGUGUGGUAGAUCUUCUCAUCUAACGUGCAGCAAGAAAGUGAAUAAGCGUAUUUUCCAAAAUGUUGGUGAGUAAAAUAUCAUCAUGACUGAAAAAGAAAAUAUGUCCCAGACUAUCAAAAUAAGACCCAGGAAGUAUCCUAUGAAGUGAAUCAUACUUACUGGUGGAAUAUGAAUAACAGGAUGCAUUGCCAUAACCAUCAACAGUUACCUCUGAUUUGAUGUGCUGUAUUUAUGUUUUCUUGCGCUAACUUGCUUCAUCAGUUAGCUACAGUGAGCAUUCAUGACACAAACAAGAGCUGUAGGUGUUUGUACUUGGCUAAAAUCGGUCUCUUUAGAAUGUGCAGUUGUUAUAGAGGUCCGACCACUGAAUACGUGUUGUUAUGUUACAUUCGUAACAGAAGAAAAAUGAGUUGUGCAGUGUCUGCUUCAGCCAUGUGGAAAUAUCUCAAUGCACAGCUUAAUAAAAGUGUGUUUGUCCCUUUCCGUGAAAUCCUCUGUGUGGUGCAUGUGUGGCUGUACAGCUUUGACCUCCACACGUCAAACUUCCUGAAGCACAUUUCACACCAGAGUCUAAAGGGUAAAACCUAACGGGACCAGCUGGGUCUCACAUCCAAAAUUUCACUCUUGUGUAAUUCUGCUGUUCAUGUGGCUGUUCGGCCGGGUGAUGUAUUGCCAUCAUUAGCAAAGUGAAAGGCCCAAUCUGGAGCUGUGAAUCGCCUGAAAUAAUAAAGUAAAAACCACCACUGUGGCACCUCUUUA
Molecule: messenger RNA, 5510 nt
Organism: Dicentrarchus labrax (European seabass)
Lineage: Eukaryota; Metazoa; Chordata; Actinopteri; Moronidae
Product: D(1) dopamine receptor-like
Exons: 2
Coding region: 911-2029 (372 amino acids)
Biological process (GO): adenylate cyclase-activating adrenergic receptor signaling pathway
Cellular component (GO): membrane
Molecular function (GO): G protein-coupled receptor activity
Source: RefSeq, a predicted model, not a curated record